Vitrella brassicaformis is the source of this 2346-nucleotide messenger RNA. Lineage: Eukaryota; Vitrellaceae. The record is from the annotation of a GenBank genome assembly.
AUGGGUGUUGUCCGCGACGGCGUGGCCUCCUUCUUAGCGCCCCGUUUGCGGCAGAUCUCCCUCCUGGUGGCCCUCGCAGGCGCCAUCUGGCUCAGCAUGUUCGACGCAUUCGACAGACCAACAGUCAUCGAAGAGCACGGCCUCGUCCCGGGCUAUGCACAGCACGGCUUCAGCACAUCACACAGCAGCCAGCAGCUGGGCGCCACGAGGCAAGAGCUGAGAGAAGCGACGGCUGACGUAUCAUCUAGAAGGUCAUCGUCUCAUGCUGCUACUGGUGCUGGUGGUGGUGUGGCGGGGCACCUGCAGUCGGCCCUUGAGCGGUCGGGGCUGCCAGCCUACAACAUCAGCUGGAGCUACUUCGAUGGGGAGGUGCGGGGCACGACAGUUGUGGCGGUGGUGCCGUCUGCUCGUGGCGACUCGAGGGAGAGCAUCGUGCUCGUCAUGGCCUCGGACUGGCGCGACAGGGACGACACGGCCACUCCCGCAGUGGGGCUCGCACUGGCGGACUACCUGCAGACGGUUCAGUGGCUUGCGCGUGACGUCAUUGUGAUCUUCACCGACCGGACGCUGCCGUACGCCGCAGGUCAGACACACACAGACAGGCAGACGGCUGUGAAUGGAUGGAUGUGUGUGGUUUGUCUGCAGGGGUCCGUGCGUUCCUUGACGGCUAUUUGCGUGACAAGGCGCCCUUUCCCCGCAGGGGCCUCAUGCGCCAGGCCGUCAUAUUCGAGAUCGACAAGGACCGCCCCAACCAAGUCGCCGUGACACUGGACAUCGGUACGCACAGCAUUUGCAACUAAAUGGGUCUUGCGUAUGUGUGUCUGUGUGCAGAGGGUGUGAACGGUCUGCAGCCGAACCAGGACCUGGUCAACGCCUAUGCGAUAGAGGCCAAGCAGGACGGCAUUAGAGCGGAGCCCAGAGAGGCCUGGGAUUCCGUCAACCGAAUGGCCACCGAUGCCGGGGCCGACCGAAUCCACUCGGCCUUCCUGCAGUAAGUCCAUCAUGCACACAAUCAUAAGGCAAUGAAGUGUUCGCUUCCUGCCCUUGUUGCCGUCAGGCGUGCCAUCCCUGCGUUGACCGCAGUGGCCUCGUCUAACCCGCGGGGCGGCAACGGCCAGCCCAAACUGACUCAGCUGGGCGGGUAAGGUCCAUGUGUACUGAUCCCCUUCCCUCUCUCUGAGUAUGCUGUGUGUGUCUUAUGUGUGCAUGCAGCUCGUUGGAGGGCAUCUUGCGUUGCCAGAGCAGCGCUCUGCAGGCGCUGCACCAUUCCUUCAACUUCUACUUCUUCACCAGACCCAACAGCCACGUGUCGUCCGGCCUCUACCUCUACCCCGUGUUCGGCAUGCUCAUGCCGCUCGCCGCAGCGGUCAGCCAAUGGAUGGAUGGAUGGAUGGAUUUGUCUGUCUUGGCUGGUGCUGGUUUGGUCGUCAGACGUUUCAGUGUCGGGUGUUUAGUGACGUGGGAGCUGUGAUGCUUGGCGCGACCGUCAUGCUCUCGGGCGUCAUCGCAGGCAGCCUCACGUCUUUCGCACUGGCCACACAGGUGAGAUCGGUCACACACAGCCAGAAAGCGGGGAACUUUGGUUUGCAUGCUGGCCCUUGUCUCUUCUUCAGAGUGGUCUUGUGGACCAGCUGUCAUCUUGGGGCAUUGGGGGUCUGCUCCCAUCAGCAUCCUCCCUCCUUCGCUGGAGGCAUGCAGGCCUCCUCACCCCGUCAUGCACACCAGCAGCUGCACACGACAAGCGCCAAGUGCGGACGGCCAGAAAGGUCAGCACAUCGAGAGGCUGCACUCCACGGCACCGCACCACUCACCGUGUGCUGUGCUGUGCUGUGUGUUGCAGAAGGCGUCUGUGUGGGUGUGGGUGGCGCUGAUGGGCUACGCCGCCGUCGGUCUCAUCUGUUUGGUCAGUGAGGCGCUCAUUCGACAGCCACGAUCAUCACGCCAGCCAGCCAAAGGCGACAGCGUGGCAAAGGGGAACGAAGCGACGGGUGAAGGGGAGCCGAGCAUCCGUGAGAUGCCGCCGCUGUGGAUGUGCGUCAAGAGUGUGGCGAGGGCGAUGGCCAUUCUCACAUUGGCACCACUCACGGUGAGCGAGCCAAGCCGAAUCCAUCCAUCCAUCCAUUGAUUUGGUGUCGACCCCCUUCCCUUUUGUUUAGGUGUACAACUGGGCUGCGUCAGUGUACUUGACGCCAUUAGUGGUGCCGCCGCUCCUGCUGGUGGAGCCUCUUACCUCACUCAUCGAUGCGCCACAGCAGCCGACGACCGCCCAAUCGCCCCCGCAGCACAGCGGCAGAUGGCGGUGGAAAUGGCGGCCUCGGCUGCGACGAAGCCAUCUGUUCGUCCUGC